AUGAUGGGUGUCAUUUGUGAUUCUACAUGCGGCCUCCGUGACUUGAAGACAGCGGCACAGGAAGAGUUCAACCUUUGUUUUCUACGUCUUACCUGGGAGGGCCAAUGUUUGGAACCACGACGACGGCUGGAGGAUGUGGGAUUGAAAGAUGGGGAUAUCGUGACGGCCCUGGUGCAAGCUCCAAAAUUAGCCGCAGGACGUUGGGCCAAAGCCUUUGCCCUGAUCUCGCGCACGGGAAAUGUGGCCACCUGGGGUCAUCCGGAUUUCGGCGGGGAUAGUUCGGCCGUUGCGAAGCUGCUGCGCAACGUGCAGCAGAUCAAGGCCACCACCGGCGCCUGCGCGGCACUGCGGAGCGAUGGACGGGUGGUCACCUGGGGUGAAGCUUCACUUGGAGGAGCCUGCGAAGGAAUCCAAGAGAUGCGGGAUGUGAAAGAAAUCCAGGUGGCUCCCCCUUGUGGCUCCACCUUGUGGCUCCACAGCAAGGCAUCCGAGCGGGGUUUCGCAGCCAUCACCGAAGGCGGCAGUGUGGUGGUGUGGGGCUGGGUGGGCGACACCGAUCAAAUCGAAGAUCAGCUCCACGACGUGACAAGCAUAGAGGCCACAGCUCUGGCCUUUGCUGCCAUUCGAUCAGACGGCCACGUCGUUUGCUGGGGACCGGACAGCUUCGGAGGGAACACCACCGGUGUUCAGCCGGAACUUGAGAACGUCGUGGAGAUCGCCGCCGGGCACCGCGCCUUCGCGGUGCGCCGUGGCGACGGCACGGUGAUCAGCUGGGGCGAUGAGUUGCUCGGGGGCGACUGCAGCGCGGUGCAGCAGCAGCUGCGCAACGUCACCGGCCUCCGCGCCACCUUCUGGGCCUUCGCCGCCCUCCGCGAGGACGGAACCGUGGUCACUUGGGGCGAUGGCUGGCGUGGGGGCGAUAGUUCCAGCGUUCAGAAGCAGCUGAAAGGGGUACAAGAGAUCCACGCCAGCAGCGGUGCCUUCGCAGCCAUCUUGGCAGAUGAGACGGUGGUGACCUGGGGAGAUCCCGAUUCGGGUGCAGAUAGUCGACGAGUCCAAAGUGAGCUCCAUCACGUCCAGCAGAUCGCGGCAAACAAGGGGGCCUUCGCAGCAUUGCGAACUGAUGGAUCCGUUGUGACUUGGGGGGAUCCAGAGUAUGGCGGUGACAGCAGUGAAGUUCAGGAUCAGUUAAGGCAUGUGCAACAAGUGGAGGCGACUGACUGCGCUUUUGCAGCCGUUGCCAACCAUGGCGUGGUGGCAUGGGGCCUGCCACACUCGGGAGGUGACUGCCGAAAGAUCCAGAAGCAGGUGAUGAGUUUCUGA
Messenger RNA from Cladocopium goreaui, 1323 nucleotides. NCBI's taxonomy places the organism in Eukaryota, Dinophyceae, Suessiales, Symbiodiniaceae. The record is from the annotation of a GenBank genome assembly.